Messenger RNA from Hevea brasiliensis (rubber tree), 2639 nucleotides. RefSeq lists its product as uncharacterized. The transcript is spliced from 2 exons. Bases 289 to 2481 code for a protein of 730 amino acids. NCBI's taxonomy places the organism in Eukaryota, Viridiplantae, Streptophyta, Magnoliopsida, Malpighiales, Euphorbiaceae. The record is from RefSeq and is a predicted model, not a curated record.
GAAAAGGCAUUUGUGGCUUCGAAGUACUCUGUUUCCUUUCCUUAUUUAAUUUCCUGACCAGAUCUAAUCUGAGUAGAAAGGCAUUUCACCAAAAAGAUCAACGUUGUGACAUUUCUAAUCCAUUAUAUACACAGUUCCAAUCUCUAAAUCUUUGUUUAUAUUUGGCUACAUUAUUCUCCAAAUAAAGGGGUCUACUUUUUUUUCAUUAUUGCAUAACUAGUGGCUCUGUUUUCUGGGCAGGUUAUUGGAGGAGAGGAGAGGAGAGAAUUAUUUGCAGGGGGCUAAAUCAUGUUUCGGUCAUCACCACGUAGGAGUCAGAGAUCAAAAGGUUUUAAGGUAAAGCAUGCUGUACAGAUAUGUCUUCUGGUUGGUGUUGGAAUCUGGCUGCUUUACCAAGUCAGGCAUUCUCAUGACAAAAAAGCAGCAGCAGCAGCAGCAGCAUAUGAGGACAGUGUGAAAACUGGGAAUGGCAUUAUAAAACUAGGAAGAAAGGACCUCCCUGGAGUUCAGGAAACUAUCAUUAGAGAUGAGAGACGCAAGGAUGAUGAAGGAGAAGAAAACAAGAAUGUGGUUGAAUCUAAGCCUAACAAUAACAUGGGAAAUGGGGGUGGAGAUGGCAAGAUCCAUGGUCAAUUUCAUGAUCAAACUGAAGAGGGAUCUGAUCGGAGGGAGGAUUCCAUAGAUGGAGAAAAGAUGGGUGAAGAAAACAAAGAGAAUGUUGGUGAAGAAGGAGAGAGGGAGGAUAGCGCUGAAAAUCACCAGACAGAGAAGGAAGAGAUCAAGGACAAUGUUAGCGAAGAUAAUGUGGGUGAAGAAAACAAAGUUAAUGAUGUUCAAGAUAGGGAGAAUGUAGAGAGCAAAGAGACUGAUAACGGAGAAAGCAAAGAGGUCAAAAAGGGAGAAAAUGAAGGCAGGGAGAAUCCUGAUGAGAAUAAGGAGAAUGAAGAGAGCAAAGAAACAGAAAACCAAGAUAAGGCAAAUGAAGAGAGCCAAGAAAACAAAAGUGAAGAGAAGGAAAGUGCAGAGGAGAGUCGAGGAAUGGAAAUUAAAGAGGCUGUGGAAGAAAGCAAAGGGCCAGAAACUAAAGAGAUGGAAGACAAGGGAGAGAACAUUGAAAAUUCAAGUUCAGUAGAAGAUCAGGUUCCUGACGGAAAUUAUGAACAUAGUAAGGAGACAAGGGAAGAGCAUUACAAGGGAGAUGCUGCUUCCAGUGCAGUUGUCCAUGAAACUCAAAAUGUAACACCUGGAGAAGAGCAAGGUGAUUUGGAGAAGAAUAAUGAGGCUGAGGCAGAACGUGUGGAGAACAAAGAGAAGAAUGAGUCUGACUUUGACAGUAAAACAAAGAUCACUGAGGUAGUUGAUGUCAAUCAAAAUGAAGUUCCAAAUGGUGAACCAAUGGAAAAGAACAAUUCCACAAAUACAGCGAAUGAAGAGAGUGGCAAUGAAAAUAGUAAGCAAGGUUCAGAGGAUGGUUCCCAUGAUACGUCCACAGUAGCAACAGAAUCAAACAAUCAGCAGCUGGUCGAUUCUAACUCCAUUCCAGUUGCUUCAGAAAAUAAUGAUCCAUCUCCACAAAAUCAAAAAGAAACACCAGAUAACACGAUGUCAAAUGGAGAGGAGUUGACUACAAAUGAUGUUGUACAUGUACAAACUGAGAAAUCUGACGCAGAUGCCAGUGGCCAGCAAUCAGAUUCGAAUGCAACACCUUCCACUGCAACUGAGAAUGUAGAUUCAACUAAUCAAGAAUCAACAGAUUCAAGCAAUUCCAAGUCUGUUUCAUCCAAUGGCCAAACCGUUGACUCCAAUAGACCUUUAUCAGCAAGCCAAAAUGAUGAUGCAGUUCAGGGUGAAAAGUCUGAUAGUGGCUCUGGAGAAGGAAAUCAAGAAAUUGUAUUAUCUUCAAACAUAAAUGAAAAUGCAGAAGGGCAGAAGGAACAAGUUGAUUCUUUGAACUCCCAAGACAAAGACACAUUAUCAAGUACAAAUAACAAUGCUGAUGCUGGCCAAAAGGAACAAGGUGAUCCCUCAGAGUCCCAAGGGGAUGAUUUGUCCUCCAACACAAACAAUAAUGGAGACUCUGGCCAGAAUCAGGAUGAGAAUUCAGUUCACAGCAACAUGAAUGACAAUAUAGAUGCAAGCCAAAAAGAACAGGUUGACUCUAACAGUGGUGAUGCUGGUCAGAAGGAGAACAACAAUGCUGUUGAAAGCAACAUAAAUGACGACGGCAAUACAAAUGGCAACACAGAUGCAAGCCAAGAACAAGUUGUUUCCUCUGAAUCUUCAACAUCCCAAGAGGAGAAAGAUGCACCCUCAAACACAGAUAGCAGCCUGAAUGACUCAAAUAAUUCAUCCCAAAAUGAUUCAGUUGAUUCUUCAAAUUCUUCAGUGUCUCAAGAAGAAAAAGAGGCUCGAACAGAUUUGGGAACCUUGCCUGAUACAGGAAGUGAAGGAAUUACUAGGGGGGAUGCAGCAGCAGAGUGAAGUUUCUACUUUCUACUAGGAUAUAGUGUACUUAAAACAAAUUUUCACGUCACCAAGAUUUUGUUUUCUUGUCCCUGACAUAAUCAGGAGAAUUUGUAAGGUUCUAUGUUUAUUGUUGUGCUUUAUUGCAAUAAUAGUGUCCAAGGAAUGUUGCUGUU